Messenger RNA from Paramecium sonneborni, 418 nucleotides. The record is from the annotation of a GenBank genome assembly. Lineage: Eukaryota; Ciliophora; Oligohymenophorea; Peniculida; Parameciidae.
AUUGAAUUGAGUUAUUUAAAGUCGGAGGAGAUUGCGAGAAACCAAUUACCUUUUCUUGGAAGAUUUAAUUGAUCGAGGUUUAAUAGUUUUGAAACUUUUCUUUUAUUAUUGUCAUUGAAAGUUCGAUUUCCUAAUAGGAUUACCAUAUAGCAGCUACAAUUAUUUCAAGAAUAAGAGGAAAUCAAAGGUAAACCACUUAAGUUUAUGGAUUUUAUUAUUGAAUGUCAACGUAAAUAUGGUUCUGCAAAUGUUUGGCGGUAUUGUACUGAUGUAUUUGAUUAUUUGAUAAUAAGUGCAGUAAUUCAAAAUAGAGUAUUUUGGUUGGAGGAUUAUCUCCAAAUAGUGUCGAAAUCUAUGAUGUAGCAACAUCUUAAAGGUAAAAUAAUUAGAUAGAAAGCAAGAAGUAUAACAUGAAUAA